This is a messenger RNA of Aethina tumida (small hive beetle), 557 nucleotides long. RefSeq names its product fungal protease inhibitor-1. Lineage: Eukaryota; Metazoa; Arthropoda; Insecta; Coleoptera; Nitidulidae. Gene Ontology annotation, molecular function: peptidase inhibitor activity. Gene Ontology annotation, biological process: negative regulation of peptidase activity. The transcript has 2 exons. Bases 64 to 396 code for a protein of 110 amino acids. The record is from RefSeq and is a predicted model, not a curated record.
UAAUAUGCUAGAUUUCGCUCUGAAGUUCAGUCGAAGUUUAAAAGUCAUACGAUAUCGUUGAACAUGGAAAAAUCUCUAUUGAUAUUGUUGCUGGUGUGUGCCACAAUUACGCUAGUAAAUUCUCUUGUUUGUCCCAAAGACCCUUGCAAAUUCGUGAAAUGCGAGGACCACGGAGUUUGCGAUGGUCCGAAUCAGGAACUGCGAAAUGGGGGAUUUUGCAACUGCUGCAAAUUAUGUAUUACUUUGUUGGAUGAAGGAGAUCCUUGUUUCAUUUCUCCAAUUCGGGAAGUGGUCCAGACCAAACUCUGUAAGGAGGGUUUGGAAUGUUACCAAAGAAAAUGUAUCAAACGUGACGAGUACAUUAACAUUUUAAGGAACAAGCAUCUUCCCAAUUAAAUAUUUUAAUUGCCGUACGUCAGAUUGGAAAAAUAAGAUACCAAUAACAUUUUGAAUGAGAAAUUACAAGUCGUGGUUCAACUACGAGAUCUAAAAGACAAACCUGGUAUGCCCAAUGGUAAAAAUAUUUGUUUGUUUAAAUAAUUUAUAAUAUAUGUUUA